AUGGCGUCCUCGUCCUCACAAUCACAGCCGCGACCAUCCUCAACCGCGUCGCCGUAUCCCUUCGCCUCAGCGCCCGACAUUGUCCGCGCCCAUCAAAAGGACGCGUACUUCACGGGCCACCUCGCCAAUACCCUCACCGACCUCCACCGCCGCCUGCUCGGUGCGCGGUCCGCCCACGCCCUCGCCCCGGAGCUGCGCUCCCUCGCCGCCCUCCUCUACUUCGCCCUCACCACCCUCCCCGGCAACCGCACUCUGGGCGAGGAAUACUGCGACUUGGUGCAGGUGGAGUCGCCGACGGGCCGACUCCCGGCCCUGCGCACCCGCGCUGCGUACAUAGCAGGCACGAUUGUCCUGCCCUACCUUGUCAGCCGCGCGCUGCCGGGCCUGCGCACGCGGCUACGGAAACUCAUCGAGCGGCGACUGGGCUCGCUCCAGCGCAAGGGCAAGGAGGACAGCAAGGAGGCACGUGUGUGGGAGUACAUUGCGCGCCACCUGUCGAGCAUCACGUCGGCCGCACCCGUCCAGGCCGUCACUCUCGCCCUCUUCUACUUCAACGGCACCUACUAUGAGCUCACCAAGCGCCUUCUCUCCCUCCGCUAUGUCUUUACUCGCACAGUCCCCGACACCCCCGAUCGCGCCGGCUACGAGGUUCUCGGCGUCCUGCUCAUCGUUCAGCUCGCCGUGCAGACGUACCUCCACGUCCGCUCUACUCUCUCCUCCGCCAGUGUCCCCGCGCGCGAGCGCGCAGCUUUCCAGUCCGGCACUGUCGACGUCUCCCUCGACCACACAAACUCCUACUCGGCCAACAGCGACCUGCUCCUGACCGAGCUCGGCAGCCGGGGCCCCCAGGCGAGCAGGGUCGACCUCGCCGCUACGACGCACACCCCGGUGGCCACCGCCCCAAGAUACAACCUGGCCGACGGCGACAAGGUCAUGGGGUACAUCAAGGGCUCGCAGCAGCGCAAGUGCACCCUCUGCCUCGAGGAGCUCAAGGACCCCUCCGCCACGCAGUGUGGCCACGUUUUCUGCUGGGAGUGUAUUGGCGACUGGGUCAGGGAGAAGCCCGAGUGCCCGCUGUGUCGCCGAGAAGCCAUGGUGCAGCACAUCCUCCCGCUGCGCGUCAUGUAA
Molecule: messenger RNA, 1128 nt
Organism: Purpureocillium lilacinum
Lineage: Eukaryota; Fungi; Ascomycota; Sordariomycetes; Hypocreales; Ophiocordycipitaceae
Product: peroxisome biogenesis factor 10
Biological process (GO): protein import into peroxisome matrix
Cellular component (GO): peroxisomal membrane
Molecular function (GO): zinc ion binding
Source: RefSeq, a predicted model, not a curated record